Mercenaria mercenaria is the source of this 5107-nucleotide messenger RNA. RefSeq names its product cytochrome P450 4F6-like. Bases 316 to 1860 code for a protein of 514 amino acids. The record is from RefSeq and is a predicted model, not a curated record. Lineage: Eukaryota; Metazoa; Mollusca; Bivalvia; Venerida; Veneridae. Gene Ontology annotation, molecular function: heme binding; iron ion binding; monooxygenase activity. The transcript has 11 exons.
GAGAUAUUAACAUUUGCACGGUGUCAAUUGGGGAAGUAAAAUUUUGGAAGGACAUCAAUGAAAAGCAACUACAUGUCAAUUGUCACGUAUCAAAUUUACUACAGAAACAGACAAAAUAUAUCUUUGAAAGUCACUGAAUCGGUGAUACAAAGAAAUUAACGUUGGUAUUAAAAUAUUAAAUAUUGUCUAGUUACUAGUUUUUUCUCUCGUGCAAGUAGUCCUACUUGUUGAUAUUAUAGUGGUGAAAAUCGUCUGACUUUGCAUGUUAGAUCAAGCAAAAUAACUAUAUGUACACAAAUUGACUUCUGUUUCAUUAUGGAGGUUGUGAAAACCUUCCUUACAGGAAAUAAUCUGACUAUACCAAAGCUGGUGCUGGCUGCCGCAGCAGCAUAUGUUAUCUAUUGGUUUGUAAAAUUUGUGCUAUAUAUACAUGAGUUGAACAGAGUAUUUAAGGAUGUGCCAGGACCUAAGAAACAUUGGUUGUAUGGGAAUCUUCAUUUGAUUCAAGGGUUAGACAGUCAUGAUCAAUUGAAGUUAGAUCUAGAUUCCUGCAACAAUUUCAUUCGGUACUAUGUCUGGUGGACAUCAUUCGCUCAGGUACAUAUCACGGGAUGUCACCCAGAUAUUGCCAAAAUGUUCGGCAAAACCGCAGAGCCUAAGCCUAUUGGCUUUAUGGGGAUAUACAGAUUAGGGUUGCCAUGGUUAGGGGAAGGAUUGCUGAUAGCAGGUGGUAAGAAAUGGGCGCGGGCCCGCAGACUUCUAACCCCAGCUUUCCAUUUUGACAUUCUGAAGCCUUACAUGUCAGUGUACAAUGAUGCUGCAAAUACACUUCUGGGGAACUUGCAGAGAUAUGCUGAGAGUAAGGAGAAGUUUGAAGUAUUUGACUACAUCAGUAGAGCAACACUCGAUGUUAUAAUGAGGUGUGCUUUCUCUUACCAUACAGACUGUCAGAAAGAUGAAGGAGUUAGACAUCCAUAUGUGAAAGCUGUAGAGGAGAUUGCAGAUGCCUGGAAUUACCGUGCACGGAAACCGUGGCUGUAUCCUGACUGGAUUUACUAUAUAACAAGUAGAGGGAAACAGUUCAAGAAGAAUUGUGACUAUGUACAUGCUGUAGCUGAAGAUGUUAUCAAACAAAGGAAAGAAAAAUUGGAAAAAAGUGACAAUUCCGACAGAAAAUACCUAGAUUUUUUGGACAUACUCCUUACUGCCAAAGAUGAAAAUGGUCAGGGCCUGACACCCCUUGAAAUCAGAAAUGAAGUGGAUACGUUUAUGUUUGAAGGUCAUGAUACAACGGCAAGUGCUAUUUCAUGGAUUUUAUAUUCUCUUGCCAAAUACCCAGAGUAUCAGAGAAAAUGUCAGGAAGAAAUUGAUGACCUAUUACAGGGCCGGGACACAGAUGAUAUAGAAUGGUCAGAUAUACCAAAACUAGAGUAUCUAACAAUGUGUAUAAAGGAAGGAAUGAGGGAUCACAGUCCUGUCCCUUUUAUUCAGCGGGAGUUUACCCAUGAUUUCGAAAUUGAUGGAAAAACUUUCCCAGCUGGUACCACAGUAUCUUUACACAUAUUUGGUCUCCAUCAUAACAAGAAUGUUUGGGAGAACCCCAUGGAGUUUAUACCUGAGAGGUUCUCCAAGGAGAAUGUAGCCAAGAUGGACACAUUUCAGUUUGUGCCUUUUUCUGCUGGACCAAGGAAUUGCAUUGGCCAGCAUUUUGCUAUGAAUGAAGAGAAAGUUAUCAUCAGUAAAUUGUUAAGAAGAUAUUGGUUUGAGCUUGAUGAAACCCACGAGGUACGACGGAAGGUUGGGGCAGUGAUGCGAGCAGAAAACGGCAUGUACAUGUAUGUUACGCCAAGGGAUGUGUGAAGAAAUAUGCACAGUGCCAAUAAACAAAUUCUGUGAUAGCUUUAGCAUUAAACUUUUUAAGUUGAUUUGAAAAAUUUAUAUACAGUUGAAACUCGGUAUCUUGAAUUCCAAGUGAUCAAGCAUUUUACUUCGAGAUAACUGAAAUUUGACUUAAAUGAUUUUUUUUUUGCGUUUUGGGAACGGGACUUGAAAAUAUUUUUGAGGUAACCAGAAGUUUAAGAUAAGCGGGUAUAAGAUAUCAAGUUUUAAUUAGCUGUAUAUUGGAAAUACAUGUAGAAAGCAUAUUUCUAGGUUUAAUGAAAAAUAAAAGUAGCAUCUGUUUAACUGUGAUGCAACUAUGUAUUAAGUAUGUAUAAGUGACCUUUUAACAUAGGUUUAAAACACAGAAAAAAAUCACCUGUUUCUCGAGGUAGCUUAUAUAUUUGGAAUUCACAUAUGAUUUUGUAAAUUUCCUAAAUAAAACAGAGAAAGCCCUAUUUGAGAGUACUGUGAAACUUGAUAACAUAUCCUAGUCAAUAUGUUUGUUAUUUAGAGUAACAAAAAUGGAGACUUUAUUUUGCACAGUUUUGCUGUGUUUGAAACGACAGUUCAUAUUUCAAAUGAAAUUUGAAAAGUAAUAAUCCAUCGCAUAUAACAAACACUGCAUUGCUGGAAUAUGUAAAAGCAUUCUAUUAUAUUAAAAAGGUUAAAUAUUGGCUAAAAUUGAUACCGGAUCACAGCACUGUUUUUAGCAAACCAAAAGUGGAAUUACCAAGAUGUCGGAAUCAAGUUUUCCAAAUGUCAAAACAUACAAAUGGUAUGAUAUGAAAAUUAACUGAAGUAUCAGUAAUUUUACGUAGUUUUGUCAAGACUUUAUAUAAGAUUUAUAAGUAAUUUUUAGCUCACCUGAGCAAUGCUCAGGUGAGUUUUUCUGAUCGCUCGAUGUCCGGCGUCCGUCGUCCGUCGUCUGUCGUCUGUCAACAUUUAGCUUGUGUAUGCUAUAGAGGCUGUAUUUUUCAAUUAAUCUUCAUGAAUAUUGGUCAGGAUGAUAACCUUGAUGAAAUCUAGGCCGAGUUCGAAAAUGGGUCAUCUCGGGUCAAAAACUAGGUCACUAGGUCAAAUCAAAGAAAAACCUUGUGUAUGCGAUAGAGGCUGUAUUUUUCAAUUGAUCUUCAUGAAUAUUGGUCAGAAUGAUAACCUUGAUGAAAUCUAGGCCGAGUUCGAAAAUGGGUCAUCUCGGGUCAAAAACUAGGUCACUAGGUCAAAUCAAAGAAAAACCUUGUGCAUGCGAUAGAGGCGGUAUUUUUCAAUUGAUCUUCAUGAAUUUUGGUCAGAAUGAUUACCUUGAUCAAAUCUAGGCCGAGUUCGAAAAUGGGUCAUCUGGAAUCAAAAACUAGGUCACUAGGUCAAGUCAAGGAAAAACCUUGUGUAUGCGAUAGAGGCUGUAUUUGUCAAUUGAUCUUCAUGAAUUUUGGUCAGAAUGAUUACCUUGAUGAAAAUUAGACCAAGUUCGAAAAUGGGUCAUCUGGGGUCAAAAACUAGGUCACUAGGUCAAAUCAAAGAAAAACCUUGUGUAUGCAAUAGAGACUGUAUUUUUCAACUGAUCUUCAUGAAAUUUAGCCAGAAUGAUUACCUUGAUAAAAUCUAGGCCGAGUUCGAAAAUGGGUCAUCUGGGGUCAAAAACUAGGUCACUAGGUCAAAUCGAAGAAAAACCUUGUGUAUGCAAUAGAGGAUGUAUUUUUCAAUUGAUCUUCAUGAAAUUUGGUCAGAGUGAUUGCCUUGAUGAAAUCUAGGUCGAGUUUGAAUAUGGGUUAUCUGAGGUCAAAAACUAGGUCACUAGGUCAAAUUAAAGAAAAAUCUUGUGUAUGCAAUAGAGACUGUUUUUUUCAAUUGAUUUUUAUGAAAUUUGGUCAGGAUGAUUGCCUUAAUGAAAUCUAGGUCGAAUUUGAAUAUGGGUCAUCUGAGGUCAAAAACUAGGUCACUUGGUCAAAUCAAAGAAAAAACUUGUGUAUGUGAUAGGGGCUGUAUUUUUCAAUUGAUCUUCAUGAAUUUUGGUCAGAAUGAUUGCCUUCAUAAAAUCUAGGUCGAGUUUGAACAUGGGUCAUCUAGGGUCAAAAACUAGGUCAUAUCUAAGUAAAUGCUUGUUUUAUCGCAAGAGACCAAUUUUUUGGUCCAAUCUUAAUGAAAAUUGGUCAGAAUAUUUGUUUCCAUGAAAUCACUAGGUCAAACAUGUUUUACACUGUUAUGGUGUGUUUCUUAGGUGAGCGACCUAGGGCCAUCUUGGCCCUCUUGUUGUAUAUUUAGGUCUUGUCUGUCGCUAUUUUGAGACCAAGUUUAUGGACAUAUAUUUUAUUUAAAACUUAUGCUUGCACAAUUUGACAAACAAGGACUAAUUUCUUAUGAAAGCAGCAUAUGCAUCAGAUAAGUGAUAUCCAGUUUUUAUGCCCCCACCAUAAAAUGGGGGGAGGGGCGGGGGGCCAUAUAGUGUUACCCCUGUCCGUAUGUGUGUGUGUUCGGGAAAGGGUGGUGUUUGUGUCCGGGCCAUCUGAUCUUCACCAAACUUUGUGACAAUGUUUAUGGGCAUAUCUCGGCCAGGUUCGAUAACCAGCAAAAUCCCCCAAGGCACUCUUGAGUUAUGGCCCUUGAAUUACUUGAAAAUCUGCAUAUUUAGCCUUGUCCGCCCUCUUAAGUUAAACAGUUUUCAUCCGAUCUUCACCAAACUUGCAGAUAAUGUUUGUCGGCAUAAUAUCAAGUUCAGUAACCAGCCAAAUUGCCGCGGGCACUCCUGAAUUAUGGCCCAUGAAUUACUCGAAAUCUGCAAAUUUAGCCUUGUCUGCUCUCUUUAAGUCGAACAUUUUCAUCUGAUCUUCACCAGACUUGCUGACAAUGUUUGUGGGAAAAGUAUCUUGGCCAAGUUCGAUAAUCAGCCAAAUCGCCCAAGGCACUCUUGGAUUAUGGCCCUUGAAUUAGGCCAAAUUCAAUGACUGGCGUAUUUUGUGACAGUCUGCCUCUCCUGUUUUUGAUGAAUUUAUUAUGGAAAACAGAGAAAAUUGUUUGUUACCAGCCUUUCAUGUUCUUUAGAAUUAUUUUUACAUUUAGUUUUAUAAUCUACAAGUUGAUUGAAAAACUGUAUUACAAAAACUGUAUAAAAAAUCCCUUAAAUUUAUUCCAGGUUAAUGAUUCAAUGCAAAUCUGUUAAUUUACUUUUCUUUGUACGGUUUAAAUGUUCUGAUUAUAUAUUUUGCUACUAUUAAAAGGUUGAAACAUU